AUGGCUCGAUUCAAACAAGUCAUUGAUGGAGCAGGAUGUGAGGGAGAACGAUACCGUGAUGCUGCGCUUCAAGUACUACGUAUUCUACGAUCUUCCUCAGCCCAACAGCUCGGACAUCAAACACAUGAAAGAGGAUGCCGUCAGGAUCAACCAAAUCUACGAACAAGCUAAAUGGGCAAUCCUCCGGGAAGAAAUUGAAUGCACGCACGAAGAAAUGAUGCUGUUUGCUGCUCUACAGUUACAAGUGAGUAUGCAAUCGCAGAAGCCUCAACAGGAAGUAGAUGGUCCGUCAGAUGGUGUGGAUGAUAUUGAUAAAGCUCUCACAAAUCUUCAGGUCUCAUUAGAAGGACAAACUGUAUCACCAGGACAUACGGAUAUCACCUCAGUACCAGAACUUUCAGGAGUAUUGAGGUAUCUGAAGCCUAAGAAAUUCACGUUGAAAGGUUACAAGAAGGCUUGGUUUGUGUUCCGUGACCUGCACCUUUCAUAUUACAAGAGUGAGGAGGAGAGAAAUGGACAAGCCAUCCAGAGAAUCAACCUCAAAGGUUGCGAGGCGUCCCCUGACGUAAGCAUAGCAGCUGAGAAGUUCUGUAUCAAACUCCUCUCCGUGUCACCAGAAGGAACGCAAGAACUUAUCUUGAGAUGUGACUCCGAGGAUCAGUAUGCCAAGUGGAUGGCAGCGUGUCGACUGGCAUCCAAGGGCAGGUCAAUGGCCGAUAGUACGUACCAGUUGGAGGUUGAGGAAAUCAAGGCCUUCCUUAGCAUGCAGCAUAGUAACAAGGAUGGCAGGGCCCCCAUCAUACCCACGGACAUGCCCGAGAUCAAGCCGGAAAACUUUGUCAGUGCACGGGCCCUCAAGAAGUACAAGGCUAAAGACAUUGCUAAGAGCAUCUUAGACGCACACUCAGGAUUACAAUCUCUGUCGCUGGUUGAUGCAAAGCUUAAAUACAUCAAAGCAUGGCAGGCACUUCCAGAGUAUGGCAUCACGUUCUUUGUAGUACGCACUCAAGGCAGCAAGAAAGAUGAACUACUUGGCUUCGCUUACAACCGGAUGAUCAAGAUGGACAUCAACACCGGUGAUCUCCAGAAGACAUGGCGCUACAGCACGAUGACUCAUUGGAAUGUAAACUGGGAAACGAGAGAACUCAUCAUCGGUAUGGAGGAUGGGGAGAUAGGCGUGAACUGUCUGACCUGCGAUUGCAAGAUCGUCCACGAGUACAUCGGUGGAUCCAUCUUCUUGGCGCUGCGCAAACAGGACAAGAAUCAAGUCAAGGACAUGGCCAUGUUUGCCAAGCUUACAGGAGGUUCAGAGACGGGCAUCCUGGAAUAGACAAUUCUUCUUUCCUCAUCUCCUGAAGGAAGAGAGCGCGAGCGAAUCAGUGGUAGUGGAGGUGGUGGACGUUGAAAUAUGUUGAUGGGAAGGACAAGAAAUAAGCUACUGCUUCAUGAUGACACAUUAACAUGCCUUAGGUAGUACAAAGAGAAACGUUUAAAGGGGCAUUUCAUUUAUGCGAGAACGCUGGAUGCAUUGGUGAUUAAUCGAAGGGUACGGACUACGGAAUAUGGCUUUGAGGCACGGUUGAAACAGUCUGGACCGUAUUCCUUUUACAAGGCAGAGUAGAAAUACACAGUGGUAAAAUGAGAGCGAAGUACGUAGAUUGUUCAGAAAUGGGGCACUAUCUUAUCCACCUUGGUUGUUGGUCUCUUCCUUGGCUUCCCACCUUCAAAGCACACUGCCGUUGAUCCCUCCAAGCAGCUUCCACUUCUUCUAUCUGUGGUGAUCUAUCAUCAUUGUUGGUCAACCUAUGGUCAACCUUGUGGUCAGCCCUUGCCUACUGCUGUCAUAGAUGGAAAGCUAUGAUUAAGGAAGAAUGUCAAGAAAUGGUUAUGUAAACAGAGGUGAAUCAUUACCCAAGCUCUGUGAUGGAUCUAACUGGUUUGGUUUGUCGAAGGACAGAGAUCAUAUUGGUGCCCAGCUGUUGUUUCCGAACGACUCAGCAAUCUUUUUGGGUUUUUUUUUACAAACCUCUUUGCAAUAACUGUAAUUAUGCCUGAGAGGUAAUUUAAUUAAUUGGAAUGCUUGAUGUAUUUGAUAAUGGAGACAUUUUUUAUAAAUAUAUAUUUUCUUGGAAAAUUCGUCGAAUGGAUGUUUUACUUUGUCAUUUUUGAAUUCUCAUGUAUUAAUUGCAAGGUUUUAUAUAAAUUUUCCCCCUUUCUUUCCUAAUAGGCUUUUAGUCAGCUUGUAAACAGCCAAUACAUUUUUACAGAAAAUUUGCCCGUUAAUAUCAUUAUGGCUCACAAUUUUUAUGUACAUAGAUAUAUCUGUAUAUAUUUAUAUAUAAUGAACUUUAUAUGCUUCGAAUCAAGUCUCCUUUAAUACACUCAUUUACCCUAGACGGUGCAUUAUGUGUUUUAUUUAUUGUUGGAAACCCACCCUAUUCCCUGAGUCUACAGCAACUGAUAGCAACAUUCUCCCGCAUGCUGCUUCUAGUACCCAUCCAAUGUUGUUAUCAUCAUCAUGCAUUUAUCUUAAAGUUCAUAUUCUUAGAUCCCUUUUUAAGAGGACACCCAAUAAUGUCACCCUCAUUAUUAACAUUUACCCAGUCCCAUUGUAUUUGAAUAUAUUUUCAUAAAUUGGUAUUACCAUAGGUUGAUACAAGUCUGAAUGUAUAUAAAAUGUACAUAGUUAAGUAAGGUCUAUACAUGUCUGUAUUGUUCUGUACAAGUUCAAUGAUAUACCUUUUAAGCAUGUAUGUACACUAUGAAAAUACACAACUGGAAAUUGAUUGUAUUUACAAGAUUUUUAUGCUUGCUUUGUAUACAGAAAUAUAUGAACAUGAGAAAUACUCACCAUUUUUCGACAAGAGUAUGUACUACAUGUAUAUCCUUGUUUAUUUAUAUAUGAUUAGUAAUGCUUGUGAGAAAUGAUAAGUCUUAUUUCUACCCUUAUUAACCAUGUUUAGACCCAUGAAUAAACAAAUGUUGACACUAUCCCUGUUUUUGUGUACUCUGCCUAUUCUAUGACCUGUGUACUCAAUUACCCAAAUCACCACAAUCUGCUCAAAAUAUUACAAUUCAUCCCAGUUUCUUAAUUUUUAAUAAGCAUCAUAAUGCCAUAUUUUAUAUUACGUGAUUGCAACUCUCAGAGAAGCAGAACGGAUAUACUGCCGAGGAGUCACUGUUUCUUGAUGGGCCAUUCUUGCACACCAAAAUUAUGAUAAAUCUUGACUUUAAUUGUAAAUCUACAAAUUUUAGAGAUUUAGUUUUAAAUUCAAAGGUUAUAUAACAUUAAAAUGUUUAGUCUGAAGUCAGCUAUCUCCAAUAUGCUAGUUCAUGGUCAGAGGUCAAAAGAAGUGGAUCACGUGUGUGACUUCACAAAGAAGCAUGAUUUUAAAAAUUUAAUUUCAUUGUGAAAUUCCUGUGAAUUUCAAAUUGAAAUUUCAACUUUCAAAAUCAUCAUAAUUAGUUAUAAUUCUUCAAUUUUUUUGGUCAGAUUUAUAACUAAUUAAAGUCAUGUUUGUCACAAUUUUUGUCACACAUGACCUAGAAUUGUCCUGAUGUUGAUUUAGCAUCAUUAGGCUAUAACACUCAAUUACAACUCUCAAAACCAGAACAAAGUUUAUUCUCAAGGAAUGAACACAAGGAACACAGAUUUCCAUACAAAGACAAUUUUUCAAACCAUUCUGAGACUGGAAAACACCAUUUUAAGCCUGGAAAACAUUCAUUACUAAAAUCUAUAGAUGGGUUGAGCCUUCGACAGCAUGGUGUGAUGCAUAUUACAGUUGUUAAUACUGGACCUUGAUAUGAUGUUAAUAUCACUUAAAUCAGAGAGUUGUGUUUUAUAUCACAAUUACAGUGCUGGACUAUGUCUUUAUUACAACGAUGUACAAAUAUUCUUGAUUCUACUGAAUUGUGAUGACAAUGUAGUUUCCCAUUUGUCAUUCUCGUCCAGAUAAUUCUUUUGUUUGAUUUAGUCUGUAAUAUUCAUGGUAUUUUCAGGUUUUAUUUUUAUACAGUUUUGGGGUGUAAAUUACUUGUAUCAUAAGACAUGACAAGAUUGGUGUUUUGAUUUUCCUUGGCCUUAGUAUCAAAGUUAUUUAAAAAAACAAAAACAUAAGAGGAAGAAGGAAAAUGCACUUGGCAUACCCUGGCAAUUUUGCAAAAAGGGAAUGACGGUCAAGAAAUAUGAGAACUACAUAGGAAUGGAUGUUUCUAUUUCACUAAGAAUAAAAUCUGUGAGGAUAAUCUGGGCUGUGUAUCAUGUUAUUAUUUGAAACCUGUUUAUUCCUGAAUGUGCAUAAUUCAGGUACCAGUUAUUACCUCAUACCCAACUUCAUAACUUUAUUUUGAAAAAGUCUGUAUUGGCAUACAGAGAUAUAAUCUUCAAAGUAUUCGCAAUACACUGGGCCUCUCUUGAGAUUCUCAUAUCUUUAAAUCCCAAUUUGUAACUUUAAUCUGAAUGGUUAAGUCAAAUAUAGAUGUCACAAUAAAGGAGAUCAUUGAAAAUGUGCCAAACAAAUCAUGCACCCACCUGUGUCUCGCCUUCACAUGGCUUUGUAGAGGUUUUUCCCCCUUUUCUUUAUUUUUGUUGUUGAAUUGAAUAAAAUAUUUAAUGAAAACCCCUGUACAUUUUUAUAAUGUUGAGCGGAUUUUUUAAAGUGAACAUUUGCAUGGUGAUGAUAAUUUUUUUUUUCUGGGUUAAACUUUGUUAUUCUAAGUCAAACCUGAAUGAGGCGAAAUAAAAAUGGCUGUAGUAUCUCA
Molecule: messenger RNA, 4761 nt
Organism: Lytechinus pictus (painted urchin)
Lineage: Eukaryota; Metazoa; Echinodermata; Echinoidea; Temnopleuroida; Toxopneustidae
Product: fermitin family homolog 2-like
Exons: 8
Coding region: 26-1330 (434 amino acids)
Biological process (GO): integrin-mediated signaling pathway; cell-matrix adhesion
Cellular component (GO): cell-substrate junction
Molecular function (GO): integrin binding
Source: RefSeq, a predicted model, not a curated record